This is a messenger RNA of Penicillium maclennaniae, 528 nucleotides long. RefSeq lists its product as uncharacterized. Bases 1 to 528 code for a protein of 175 amino acids. The record is from RefSeq and is a predicted model, not a curated record. Gene Ontology annotation, biological process: endoplasmic reticulum to Golgi vesicle-mediated transport. Gene Ontology annotation, cellular component: cytoplasm; nucleus; TRAPP complex. The transcript has 3 exons. Lineage: Eukaryota; Fungi; Ascomycota; Eurotiomycetes; Eurotiales; Aspergillaceae.
AUGGCUGGUCCAAGAAUUGCGUGCAUCGGAGUGAUCGGGAAAAUUGACAACCCCCUACACAUAUCUCUAUUUCCCCCAUAUACGGACGCGACGAUCGAAUUUUCUUUUCUCUUGAACUCAUGCCUUGACAUAUUUGAGAUCCGACGCAAACAAACCUCCAUUGAUCAGGAUUUGGGUCUACUCCAUGCCAUUGACGAGAGAUUAGCGGCUUAUGGCUGGCUCACUACGACAGGAGUGAAGCUUUUGAUCAUUGUGGACCUUUUCGGCCCGGACAUGGCCGCUCAUGGAAAGCCGACGGGAGCUGCAGUCAGUGGAUUGAGAGAUUCGGAUCUAAAGCCGGCAUUUCGAGCCCUGCAAAGCGCGUAUAUUCAACUUCUGCAGAAUCCAUUCUAUUCACCAGAUGAUCAUAUCUCAACGCAUGGAAUGGCAGCAGGUUCUGCGUCUGGCUGCCAGCCCAUAUCCAAUCCGCGAUUCAUAGCUGACGUUCGGCGCAUUGGCGAGGCAUGGACAACCGGCAAUGCAGGGUAG